UUCAUCGUGUCGCUCCCUUCCGAGCUCUCGCUCAACAUCCUUCUCCAACUCGACUUUCGCUCGGUCCUCGCGUCCUCGGCCGUCUCGCACGGCUGGCGCCAACUCGCCCUCGACCCGCUCCUGUGGCGCAGCCUGUUCCACGACAACCCGCGCUGGCACAUCAAGCCCGACGCCGCGCUCCCCGACACGGCCGAGGCGGCGCUCAUGUACGCGGCGGGCCUGCUCGCGCUCGACUGGCCGAGGCUGUACCGCGACCGGUGGCUCCUCGAGCAGCGGUGGGCGACGGGAAAGCCGAGCUGGAGCUGGUUCGAGGGCCACGCCGACAGCGUCUACUGCGUCCAGUUCGACGAGAGGAAGGUCGUCUCGGGCUCGCGCGACCAGACGGUCCGGAUCUGGGACCUCGCGUCGGGCACGACCACGGCGACGCUCAAGGGCCACGAGGGCAGCGUCCUGUGCCUCCAGUACGACAACAAGAUCCUCGUCACCGGCUCGAGCGACAGCCGUGUCGUCGUGUGGGACCUCGUCGGCGACGUGGCGACCGGUCGCGGCCGUCACGAGAUUCUGCGUACGCUCGUCGGCCACUCGAUGGGCGUCCUCGACCUGUGCUUCGACGACAAGUGGAUCGUCUCGUGCAGCAAGGACACCAAGACGCGCGUGUGGAACCGCUCGACGGGCGAGCUGUACCGCGUCCUGCACGGCCACCGCGGCCCGGUCAACGCCGUCCAGCUCCACGGCGACCGCGUCCUGACGGCCUCGGGCGACGCGCUCAUGAAGCUGUGGGACGUGCACACGGGUGCGACGCUGCGCACCUUCACGGGCCACUCGCGCGGCCUCGCGUGCGUCAACUGGGGCCCGAGCGGCAAGGAGUUCGUCUCGUCGUCGAACGACAAGACGAUCAAGCUGUGGAACGCCGACACGGGCGAGUGCAUCCGCACCUUUACCGGGCACUCGGACCUCGUGCGUGGGCUCGCGUGGGACGAGAGGAGCAGGAGGAUCGUCAGCGGCGGGUACGACCACACGACGCGCGUGUGGGAC
This is a messenger RNA of Rhodotorula graminis WP1, 1035 nucleotides long. RefSeq lists its product as uncharacterized. The transcript has 4 exons. The record is from RefSeq and is a predicted model, not a curated record. Lineage: Eukaryota; Fungi; Basidiomycota; Microbotryomycetes; Sporidiobolales; Sporidiobolaceae. Gene Ontology annotation, molecular function: protein binding. The annotation marks the transcript as partial.